Molecule: messenger RNA, 4915 nt
Organism: Sebastes umbrosus (honeycomb rockfish)
Lineage: Eukaryota; Metazoa; Chordata; Actinopteri; Perciformes; Sebastidae
Gene: peds1b
Product: plasmanylethanolamine desaturase 1
Exons: 6
Coding region: 221-1054 (277 amino acids)
Molecular function (GO): oxidoreductase activity
Source: RefSeq, a predicted model, not a curated record
CGGUCUUUCCCCUCGCUAACACCCAUUGGUCACUCGGCUGUCUCAGUAACAUUUUCCCGUGCUGUGAUUGGCUGCAGCGCUCAACGACUUCGCAUCUGAUUGGUUGAAACCGCUCCGUUGUGUUGUGGGCUGAGAACUUGAUGAUUCCGUUGGUUCCUGACUGUGUGAGUAGAGUAGAGCGAGAGAUUGAAGGGGCUGGGCCCAUACAGUGUGGAAAGAAAUGGCGAGAAUGGUUAACGAGAACGGGUGUGGAGUGGAAACACAGAGCCCGCAGCCGGAGCCGCAGGGACCGGGCCGGGGUUCGGCCAGAUGGGGUCCACAACACGCCGGAGCCCGAGAACUGGCUGAUUUAUACUCACCAGGCAAAAGAUGUCAAGAAUGGUUCAGUGUCGUCCUCUGCUUCUCUCUCAUGGCCUUCAAUUUCAUUCACCUUCUUGCCAAUUUCAACCCGGGACAUCUGUGGCCCAUCCUGUUGAGUAUUGUGGCAGGAAUACUCACUGCGGACUUUGCGUCAGGACUUGUUCACUGGGGGGCUGAUACAUGGGGAUCAGUAGAUCUACCCAUCUUUGGAAAGGCCUUUAUACGACCAUUUAGAGAGCACCACAUCGACCCCACAGCCAUUACCCGUCACGACUUCAUUGAGACCAAUGGUGACAACUGCAUGCUGACCCUAAUCCCUCUAGCCAACAUGGCCUUCAGCUUCCUCACCCUCUCCCCCGCGGAGAUUUACCAUAUCUACCCGUGGUACUGCUACUUGUUCGCCCUAGCCAUCUUUGUGACCCUAACCAACCAGAUUCACAAGUGGUCGCACACGUACUUCGGCCUGCCUCGUUGGGUCGUGCUCCUACAGGACUGCCACAUCAUCCUCCCCCGCAAGCACCACCGCGUCCAUCACGUCUCGCCUCACGAGACGUACUUCUGCAUCACUACAGGUUGGCUGAACUACCCUCUGGAGAAGCUGGGUUUCUGGAAGAACCUGGAAGAUCUCAUCCAGAGAGUGACGGGAGAGAAGCCCAGGUCGGACGACCUGAGAUGGGCUCAAAAAGUGAAGUAACGCCUGCAGGCUAACGGCACCCCUACCUCAGAAGACGCUGGCUCCGUCCAGGCUUCUCAUCCCCCUUUUUUGCCUCACACAAACUAUAAUCCAUAGGAAGAAAAACUAACAAACACUUUUUUUCUGAUGCCAUAGCUUUAAGUCUUGCACAUUUUGUCUGUUUUUCAAGAGGAGGGCUCUGUUGAUGGAAUUCUUCAUCGCUCGUGGAGAUCAUUUCAAAUCGCAAUAUAUCCUAAACUCUUCGUACGUCUAAAACAACUCAUCGCUUUCUUCAGGCGAUUUACAAAUGCUUUUGCUAAGAAGGUAUAUUCAGAUACUUUAUAGCCAGACACGGACGAUUUGAAAUCGCUUUCCAAGGAGAUUAAAAGAUUUCCCUCACGUCAGAAAGUUCAAACAAUCCCAAGAAAGAAUACUUGAAAGAGUGAACACUCACUGUUUUUCUUCUCCAGAGACACAGCUGUUCAUUUACAGAGUGGAUAAAUCACGUUAUAUUUAGCACAGCUUUUUAUUUUCUCUGGAUAAGUCUUUGCAUCUCCACCUCAGCAAGGGUCUACUUAAUGUGCAAGUAAUACAAUUGGAUUUAGGCCAUGGCAAGUAGUAGGGCUGGGGUGAUGAAGAAUGCUUUACCAAUGUUGAUAGCUAAAGAACAAAUGGGGUAAAUUACUGUUACAUUUCUGGAUUUCUUGCACAUUUGGGUCUAGCUGCACACGUUUGGGAACUAUUUUUAAAGAGAGGUGAUGACAAUAUUCAAGAGUUUCGUCAUGGAUUUGUCAAACUGAGAUAGCGACUACAGUUGCAGUGGAAGAGUCAAUGCUACUCUAAAGCCAAAAUCAUCCCCCAGGAUGCUAAAUGACCGAUCUGACAGCUCAGAAAACGGGUUUUAAUCUAAACAAACCAAAAACAAACAACCAAAUUCCUCACAUUGCUGUCAGAUCCUAAGCUGGCAUAUUGAUUGGAAUCUGUUAUCUGGCCAUUGAAACAGUUUGUAUUAAUAUUAGGGCUGCAACUAAUGAUUAUUUUCAUUAUUGAUUAUUUUCUUGAAUAAUUGAUUAGUUGUUUGGUCUAUAAAAUGUCAGAAAAUGGUGAAAAAGGUCGAUAUGUGUUUCCAAAAUCCCAAGAUGACGUCCUCAAAUGUCUUGUUUUGUCCACAACUCAAAGAUAUUCAGUUUACUGUCAUAGAGGAGUAAAGAAACCAGAAAAUAUUCACAUUUAAGAAGCUGGAAUCAGAGAAUUCUGGCUUAUUUUUCUUAAAGAAUUACUCAAAUCGAUAAAUCGAAAAUAGUUGGCGAUUAAUUUAAUAGUUGACGACUAAUCGAUUAAUAGUUGCAGCUCUAACUUGCAUCUUUGAUGGUAGUAGAAACAGAAGAUGAGUAAUUUGAUCUGAAAAAGUCAAAUUGAAAUAUGUGUAACUGUAGUCAGUGUUGAUGCUUGGCCAUUAGAAAAUCUGGACAAAUACACAUAUCAUGCUGUUCUGCCGAGUCAGUCUGGCCCGACUAACUAGUCUUUGCAGAUGAUCAUGUGUUCUCCGUGAAAAGCCUUUUUUAGUUUUUAUUUAACUCCUGAUAAACAGACAGGUUGGCAGGAAAGAGGCAGACUCAGUUUUGUCGAGCUGCCUUACAUACCGCAGAUGCAGUACUUGUCUUUUUCUGUUUUGUUUCAUUUGCUUCACUUUUUUGUGUUGUUGCAACGGUUAUUCUGUCUUUCUGGGAUUUGUGCCUCACUCAAUCAGACACAGAUACUCCAAAGUUAUGUGCCAACAACAGUGUGUAACAUUGUUUUCGCUCCUCACUUCUUGCUUUUCUUUUGUAUCGUGGGAAGGAACUAGUCUGAGCGUAACAUUCCCCGUGAGUAAUGCCACCACCGCGUACCGUCUUGGUAACUGUGACAAGCUGACUCUGUGACGUUACAAGGGAUUCGGUGACGGCUUACGAUCCAGGAAUUUCUUCACUCUUCUAGAUGAGAUUAUAUAGUUAAUUGAUUGAUUGAAAGUUUUUUUUAAUGCUUUAGCCAGUAAAUGUAAAUGUAUUGUACAGCGAAUAACUAUGCAUUGUAAUAAGAAGCCCUAAACCAUACGUCUUAACUCAUCUGAUUAGGUUAAAAAUGCCUUUCUUUUUCUACUAGUUUACACAUAUUUGCUAUUUAAGUUGGAAAACUGGAGCUUAGAAAAUUAGCAACUUAAACAGCAUGACAAAAUUACUUGUACUGAUUAAGAUGUCACUUGCACAGACGUGAAAAUGCGUGCAUGUAUACAACAUGUGGGCUUGUGCAAGCGAUACACCAGCUUUCUUUUUAGUUACUGUAAGGCAGACACUGACUAGGGAGGAUUGUGCUAUACUGUAGCUCCAGAUGAAAUUAAUUGUGCUGCUUUCAAAAGAUGACCCCAAAUUUUGACCAAAUGGUCCCAAGUUUGAACUAUCAAAAUGUUAUCUAAUAAAUUUAGGUUGAAAUUGGAGGAGCUAACCUUUCUGUUCAGUUGGGUUGACCAGGUUAAAGGCUGAAUUAGUGAGCUUCUGAUGUUGUACUCAAAGUAGACAAUUUAAUAAUAGUAAAUAGUUAUUUUUUAAGCCAAAUUGAUGCAUUAUAUGAUGUAAUAUUCCACUUUUUGAAUCCUUCAUACUUGAUUAUAUACAAUUAUUCACCAUAGGUCAACAGCAGAAGUACACAGCAGAUUGCAUAGUGCUUGUAGAGUAUUGUGAGAAGCAGUUUUGUGUGUGCUGAGGAGUGUAAUACAAGCUGGUAAAUGCCUUUAUGUCACUGGAUCAAAGUUUAAGGCCGGUGUAGAAGUUCUACUUCUGUAGCUCUUUUUGAUCAGUACUAGGCAAAAUAUAGUUUGGGCACUGCAGUAAAGUAGACUCAUUUGAACGUUUGCAGACAACUUAUUUUAUAAAUAGGAGUUUCGGCGUUUCGGCUCUACUGGAUGUUUUGGCGCUUCAGCAAAUUGCUUUUUGUGAUAAUAUAAAAGUAAUGACAAUUUUAAGGAUGCUUCGUGUUUUGUAACAAUAUCAAAGGAUAAUGGUUUUAAAAUACAAGACAUGCCAUAAUUAGUUUUGAGAUUGCCAAAACUGACAACAUUGCAAUAAAAAUAUAUGGCGAGCUCAGCAGGAACUCAAUCUUAACUCUGAGAAAGACUUGCUGUCAUAGUUUUGUCAUAGUUGGGAGAUAAUUUGUCAUAGUUUGGAGUCUGGUUGUGAGUAUAGAUCUAACAUGCAUUAACUUAUUCUACAUUCUUAUUCUCCAGAUGAUCUCAGGAUUGUGGUUAAGUAGGUUAUUAUGGUUAUUAAGUUAAGGCCGUUAUUUAAUAGAUAAAAGUUGUGUAAGUCACUCGUUUCCAUCAGAUUCUGUUGGCCAAAGUAGCCUAAUGAUUUUUAAAUGCAUUAUAGGUUCUAUUGUAGCCAUAUAUAGGUACAGUUAACUUGGCCUCUUGUUCUUGAGGGAGAAUUUGUGAUUAAGCUGUGUUUGGUUUUUCCGUUUUAGAGACAGACAUCAGUGGAUUUGAGGGGUAUUUCGUGACAAUGUAUGGUUAACAGAAAUAUUUUCCAAUACUGGAAAUUGUGAAAGCAAAGUGACUUUUUAUUGAAUUGCCUUAUCCUCUCCCUGACUGAUUUACUGUAAAUCUUGCCAGCGAUAUGGGAAAACGGUUUAUUGACUGACUUUAAAUUCCCCUUCACUUGCUUCUCACUUCUUCUGAGGCAAGCCCCAUUUGGAUGUCGUAGUUGGUUAUGUAUGCUGGUGGUGAUGGAGUUUUAGAUAUCAGAAUAAUGCCUUGAUGCCUUUUUGUUGUCUUCCAUUUGGGAGACUUACAAUGUAUAUGUUAAACUGUAUUUAUAAAUAAGCUAAAUAAACAAUUGAUAAUUACUGCUA